Messenger RNA from Vitis riparia (riverbank grape), 1831 nucleotides. RefSeq names its product probable serine/threonine-protein kinase PBL19. The record is from RefSeq and is a predicted model, not a curated record. NCBI's taxonomy places the organism in Eukaryota, Viridiplantae, Streptophyta, Magnoliopsida, Vitales, Vitaceae. Bases 266 to 1549 code for a protein of 427 amino acids. Gene Ontology annotation, biological process: protein phosphorylation. The transcript is spliced from 5 exons. Gene Ontology annotation, molecular function: protein kinase activity; ATP binding.
UGGUCCAUUGCAGCUCUCCUAACGAGGCACUGCGUACAGAGUUCAAAGUCCAAAUCCGAAUAGACCUGACAAGAUUCAGAAAGCUCAGACAAAAAGCAAAAGAAGAAAAAAAAAAAAAAACAGAAAACAAAUCAAUCAUAAGUUUGAGUUUCUCAAGCCCCAAUUUCGUGGGAUUUCUGGACAAUCACAAGCAUAGCAGAUGAAUUUGAUGGACUCCAACAAAUUUCACAGUUGAACGUUGAGAGCGACUAUUGAAUUCUGAAGAAUGAAGUGUUUCUACUACUUUAAAGAUAAGACCCGAUUGAAGGUACAAAGAUCAGCACCGGAGUUGAAAAACCAAAGCAAAUCAUACUACUCGGGGUCUGAUCUGGUCAUUAAAUCUUCGUGUUCAACUACUUCACGGCGCAGUAUACCAGAAUUAUAUGAAGAGAAGGCUCAAAACUUGCGAGUCUUCUCUUUUCCCGAGCUUAGACAUGCCACACAUGAUUUCAGUAGGAUGCUAAAGCUUGGGGAAGGUGGAUUUGGUUGUGUGUAUAAAGGUUCAAUCAAGCCUGCUGAUGGAAAGGGAGACUCCAUUGAGGUUGCCAUUAAAAGGCUGAACCCAGAUGGUGUUCAGGGUCAUAAACAAUGGGUGGCAGAAGUUCAAUUUCUUGGUAUUGUGGAGCACCCAAAUCUUGUCAAGCUUAUAGGAUACUGUGCUGUAGAUGGAGAGAGAGGAAUUCAACGGCUACUUGUAUAUGAGUACAUGCCAAACAAAAGCUUGGAAGAUCACCUCUUCAAUAAAGCUAUCCCAGCUCUUCCUUGGCAGACAAGAUUACAGACAGUACUUGGAGCAGCUCAAGGAUUAGCUUAUUUGCAUGAAGAAUUGGAAGUUCAGGUGAUAUAUCGAGAUUUUAAAUCAUCAAAUGUGCUACUGGACAAGGAUUUUAACCCAAAGCUUUCUGACUUUGGGCUUGCUAGGGAGGGGCCAGAAGAUGGGUUUACUCAUGUUUCAACAGCAGCAGUAGGAACUUAUGGGUAUGCUGCUCCAGAUUAUAUUGAGACAGGCCGCCUGACAACUAAGAGUGAUGUGUGGAGUUUUGGUGUUGUACUGUAUGAGAUCCUGACAGGCAGGCGAUCGAUGGAGAGAAACCACCCAAGAGCAGAGCAAAAGCUUUUGGAAUGGGUGAAACAUUUCCCUGCUAAUAGUAAGAAAUUUCACAUGAUAAUGGACUGGCGCCUGGAAAACCAGUAUCCUAUCAGUGCAGCUCGAAAAAUUGCCAAGUUGGCCGACAGUUGUUUGUCGAAGAGUGCAAAAGACCGGCCAAAGAUGAGUGAAGUUGUAGAGACUUUGAAGCAAAUAAUCCAACUUCCUGAUGAAGGUGGCCCUAGUGAGAAAAGCCCUGAAUCUUUCGACAACGAUUCAGAUGACAAAGAUAAGAAGGCAGAUCAACCAGGGCCUUCUGACUCCUGGAAAAGGCGGAUGGCCCAUCUAGCAAGCCUGGGUGAACAUGUAGAAGGGUCCAACAGGAAAAGGUUUAUGAUCAUGCAAAGGGCCAAAGUUCCUUGAUUGUGUUUUUGUCCUGGAAUGCUGCAAUUUUUUGUUACUGAUAAGAGACUGAUGGUUUCAUUUUCUGCAACAGAGAAAAAUAUAGUGAAGUUGAUUGACUUGUUGGCAACCCUUGUGUAUGAAGUGAAUGUGAGCUUUAUACAAAAUACAGUCAUGAGAUUGGACUGAAAUGUAGUGGUGGGUCUUGUGGGAUAUAGCCUUUUUCUUGUAAAUUUGAUGUAAUGGAAACCUGUUCCUUCUUCAAAUUGACAAAAACGUUCCCUGCUUCAUUGGAUUCUCCAA